UGUGCGAUUAUGUAACGUCAGUCCGUCUUCUGCUUUGCUUUCAUCAUGAAACAUGGUGUCGCGUUCCGCAAGCUCUCGCGGACCACCUCCCAUCGGAUGCUCAUGCUACGGAACAUCGUCACUUCUCUCUUCGAGCACGAGCAAAUAAAAACCACUCUUCCCAAAGCUCGCGAAGCCGCGAGAAUGGCAGAAAAGAUUAUCACGUUGGGCAAAAAAGGACAUCCACCAGCUCACGCACAAGCUGCUGCACUGCUUCUCAAGCCCGAACUCCUCCCAAAGCUGUUCGGAACUUUUGCCCAGAGAUACGCAGACCGUCCUGGGGGAUACACGCGCAUUCACAAGUUCGGAAAUCGCCCCGGUGACGAUGCACCCCAUGCAAUUCUGGAAUUGGUUGACAAUCCCCGCGACAUACGAUGGGAGAUGACGUCGCGCGCCGUGGGCUGGGAUCUCCUUCGUGACAAGCUGAAGACCAAGAAACCGGCUACUAUCAUUAACGCUGGUUUCGACGAUACUAUCAUCACGCUGUCCGAGGAACGCGCUUUGAGUCCUACCCACGUCGGGCGGCUACGGCCGAAGACUCGAUGGAACCUGCAGAAGGUUCUCAAAUUCCGUGGUGAUCUUGCGCUGCCGGCGAUGAGCCAGAAAGCUGGUGACUACAUGGAACAUCUCCUUGCCGCACCCCUGGUGUCCCGGAGCGUCGAGGCUGAAACUCGGAAUGAUAUUGCUAAGCGUCGCAAGCGAUACGACGAGGAGAUGCGGAAACCGGAGGGAGAACGAGACGUCAAGGUCACCGGGGUCGGCUCUCACAGACCCAGGUAUCCCCGACGAGAGAUGAGACCUGCUGGUCAUGCUCUUCCGGGAGAAACUCGGGGUGCACUCGAUACGGCGCGGGGAGCCUUGGUCCUCCGCAAAAACGUUGGGAAACCGAGAACAUUGCCGCAAACUCUCACUUCAUUCCGCCGUCAUACAUAGUCAACCGACUACUAAUAUAAUCUUAGAAAUGGUUUGAAGCCGCCUGCAAGUCAUCUGCAUUUAACCAGUCUGCGCCGUUGUCUAUCAGAACGUCCCAGACAUUGUUUCUGGCGCGAAUUGGCCACCCCGGAGUGUCCCAGAAUCGUGCUUUGAUUCCCAGACCGUGUGCGUUACCGAUGUGAGUUUGGAUAGCGGACAGUUGGCUAGCAGAGAUGUUGCCCAAACCGGACCAUCCAACAGCAGUCUGGUAAUCUGUGCUCGCAGUGGGGGAAACAGCGGGGUAAAUGUCGCGUUGAGAGCUGAGCAUAUCGUCAGCAUGGUCGUUUCGGGUUCAUUCAUGACCACUUGCCAGUCAAAGGUGCAUCGAAAAAGACAUCCCGGGAUGUGAGUGCGAGAAUUCCGGCGAGCGGUGUGUUGCCCGUUCCGAUGGCUGUUACCGCGGAGGACGUACAGUUUCCAUUCGAGUGGCACGUGGUGAGGUACCCGCGGUCCCUCAGCGGCCCGAGAGCCUUGAGCACGGCGGGCAACGUGCUGCCGAUGAGUGAGAUUUCAGAAAUCAGGUGGAUGUUCUGAAACUGGAUGACCUUGGCCCAUCGGUCUUCAUGUCGAUAAGAAGCUGGAUGCUUGUUCCGCUCGAAGUAUCAAAGACUCCACUGUGGAUCCGUUCAGCGAUAGAGUCCUAGAUGCUUUCGGAGUGGAUUGCAUAUGUACUUGACUGCGGUCUGAUUCACCGUGAAGGCAUUCUUGGGAUUCUGGGCCUCGAUGAUCGCCACCAAAGGCUCGAUGUAGAGAGAAUCAAAAGUUCUGUUCGAUGUGAGAGCCGCUUGUUCGUGUCCAACCUGAAUGUUGUUGUAUACAUCCGUUAUCAGCUGGACAGUUGGGUGGCAGGAAUCCGAACGUGGAGAGUUCCGUUGACGAGCCAGACAUCGGCUUCGACACUCGCGACACCGAGACUCAGCGCG
This is a messenger RNA of Mycena citricolor, 1934 nucleotides long. The record is from the annotation of a GenBank genome assembly. NCBI's taxonomy places the organism in Eukaryota, Fungi, Basidiomycota, Agaricomycetes, Agaricales, Mycenaceae.